ACCGGACCUAUUUUUGUUCUCUGUUUACUCCGGUUAAAAUUGAUAAAUCGGUGCGGCGAAGAGAGAGAGAGAGAGAGAGACGAAGGCGAUGAUGAUGUUAAACCCUAGCAAUGGCGGAAUCGAGGGAGAGAAGAUGAAGAAGAAGGCGAAGGUGGUUGUGAUAAUGGGUCCAACAGGUUCUGGGAAAUCAAAGCUUGCCGUUGAUUUGGCGUCUCACUUUCCGGUGGAGAUUAUUAACGCCGACGCAAUGCAGAUAUACUCUGGUCUCGACGUUCUCACCAAUAAAGUCACCGUCGAUGAACAAAAAGGAGUGCCUCAUCAUUUACUUGGGACGGUGAGCUCAGAUAUGGAGUUCACAGCUAGGGAUUUUCGAGACUUCACUGUUCCUCUUAUUGAGGAGAUCGUUUCUCGCAAUCACAUUCCAGUUCUUGUUGGAGGAACACAUUAUUAUAUACAGGCUGUUGUAAGUAAAUUUCUUCUUGACGAUGCAGCAGAGGAUACCGAGGAGUGUUGUGCAGAUGUUGCUUCAGUGGUUGACCAGGACAUGGUUGUUGAGUCUGUCUUUGGGAGAGAUGAUUUGAGCCAUGGCUAUGAACUUCUUAAAGAGCUUGAUCCUGUGGCAGCUAACAGAAUUCACCCCAAUAAUCACAGAAAAAUUAAUCAAUACCUUAGCUUGCAUGCUAGUAGAGGAGUUCUUCCAAGCAAGCUAUAUCAGGGAAAGACUGCAGAGAACUGGGGCUGCAUCAAUGCAUCUCGUUUUGAUUACUGUUUGAUAUGCAUGGACGCUGAAACUGCAGUACUGGACAGAUAUGUUGAACAAAGAGUAGAUGCUAUGGUAGAUGCUGGACUACUUGAUGAAGUAUAUGACAUCUACAAACCAGGAGCCGACUAUACUAGAGGCCUAAGGCAAUCCAUAGGUGUCAGAGAGUUUGAAGAUUUCCUGAAAAUACAUCUCUCGGAGACAUGUGCUGGUCAUUUAACAAGCUUAAGUAACGAUGAUAAGGUUAUGAAGGAGAAUCUGAGGAAGAUUCUGAAUUUUCCAAAAGAUGAUAAGUUGAGGAUUAUGUUAGAGGAAGCAAUUGAUAGGGUGAAGUUAAAUACCAGAAGGCUCCUUCGUCGUCAAAAAAGGAGAGUUAGUCGGCUAGAAACGGUCUUUGGCUGGAAUAUUCAUUACAUUGAUGCAACAGAGUACAUAUUAAGCAAAUCUGAAGAAUCAUGGAAUGCGCAAGUGGUUAAACCUGCUUCAGAGAUCAUCAGGUGUUUCCUGGAGACAGAAACCGAAUCGGGUCGGGAUCCAACUUCAGGAAAGUCCAUUGAAAGAGAUCUAUGGACUCAAUAUGUUUGCGAGGCUUGUGGAAACAAGAUACUAAGAGGAAGACACGAGUGGGAACAUCACAAACAAGGCCGUACGCAUCGUAAGAGAACCACUCGACACAAAAACUCCCAAACUUACAAAAACAGAGAAGUUCAAGAAGCAGAAGUAAAUUGAUUUAUAUAUCAAAGUGUGACAUUUGAAUUCAAAUAGCUCAUGAAAAGGUUAUAAUGUCAAAGAUUGGACCCAUCCCAUCAAAACACAUUAACGAUUUUUUGCAUUUCCAAAUUUUCCAGUCACAACAGUUUCUUGAUAGAAUAAUACUCUAUUGAAGCCAAAAUAACUUAUUGCCCA
Molecule: messenger RNA, 1666 nt
Organism: Arabidopsis thaliana (thale cress)
Lineage: Eukaryota; Viridiplantae; Streptophyta; Magnoliopsida; Brassicales; Brassicaceae
Gene: IPT2
Product: tRNAisopentenyltransferase 2
Exons: 10
Coding region: 89-1489 (466 amino acids)
Biological process (GO): tRNA processing
Cellular component (GO): cytoplasm
Molecular function (GO): tRNA dimethylallyltransferase activity; ATP binding
Source: RefSeq, marked reviewed